Messenger RNA from Penicillium verhagenii, 2031 nucleotides. RefSeq names its product Zn(II)2Cys6 transcription factor. Bases 1 to 2031 code for a protein of 676 amino acids. NCBI's taxonomy places the organism in Eukaryota, Fungi, Ascomycota, Eurotiomycetes, Eurotiales, Aspergillaceae. Gene Ontology annotation, biological process: regulation of DNA-templated transcription; DNA-templated transcription. Gene Ontology annotation, molecular function: DNA binding; zinc ion binding; DNA-binding transcription factor activity, RNA polymerase II-specific. The transcript has 4 exons. The record is from RefSeq and is a predicted model, not a curated record.
AUGGGCUUAGCCUCAAAUACACCAAAGUCAUAUUCUUGUGUGGUCUGUCACAACAGAAAGGUCAAAUGUGAUCGCAAAGAGCGGUGCUCAAAUUGUGCAAAGGCCAGUGUUGAGUGUAUUUACCGCGCUCCGCCGCCACCGCGUCGUCGCAAAAGAGAGCUUGACGCGAGUGCAAGCGCGUUUCAGGAACGCGCGAAGUUGCAACGGCGCGAGCCUUCACGAGCUAAUCAGCCUGGUGAAGAGUCAUCAAGAACUGAAAAUGAGCCCUCUAAUUUGGAAAUCAAGCGAGGUGGGUCGGGAAGGAUGGUCAUAAAGGAUGGAAAUUCAAUUUAUCUCGACAAUAAUCUUUGGACAAGUGUCAGCUAUGAGCUUCCGGAUGCAGCAGAUGUUAUGAAUAAUGCGUCUGAUAACCCCAGUGAAGACUUACCGCAGGAAGAAGAUAUCCAUGAAUCUGAAAUGCUCAUGGGGAUUGCUUCUUCAAAGAGCCUUGCGGAUCUACAUCCAAACCUUCUGCAAAUUUACAAAUUAUGGGUGACUUUCUUCGAAAAUGUCAAUCCUUUGAUCAACAUCUUGCAUUGUCCAACGCUUCGGCCACAGAUGAUGGUGGCUGUCACUGGUGAUCUUACGAAAAUAGGGAAGGAGAUGGAAGCGUUGCUAUUCUCCAUAUACUGUAUAGCGUUGGUGUCCUUACAGUCCGACGAAGUGGAAAGAACAUUCGGUGAAAGUAAGAAGAAGCUCCUCUCACGAUGCCGACGAGGAGCUCAAUUAGCCCUGAGCAAAGCCUCGUUUCUUCGCACCUCAAACUUCAUGGUGCUACAAGCGUUUGUACUAUAUUUGUUAUCCAUGCGCGCAUUCUCUGAUCCACAUACAAUCUGGACCAUGAGUGGCGUUGCCUCACGAAUUGCUCAGAGAAUGGGGGUUCACCGUGACGGUACCGGCUAUGGACUGAACCCAUUUGACACUGAAAUGAGACGACGGCUCUGGCUUCAACUCGUAGUCAUCGAUGCUACGUCUGCACAGUUCUGUGGUGUCGCUUCAAAUCCAUUGCCCGCCAAUGCUGAUACCAAACCACCGAUGAAUAUCAACGAUAGUGAUCUGGAAGAGUGCAUGGCCAAGCAGCCAAGUGAAAAGCAAGGCCCAACGGAGAUGAUUUUCUGCCUUGCUCGUAGCGAAUUUGGUCAAUGGCUUAGUCGCUGGAGCAAAACUGCAGGCCCCUCCAAUUCGCCGUGGGCGUUUUUAUCUUCACCGUUAUUGUCGAUAGACGAAAAGGAUAAUGCCAUCAAUGAGCUGGAGAAAGUCAUGGAGAACAAAUUCCUGCAAUAUUGCGACCGAUCUAUUCCUCUUCAACUGGCCACAAUAAUGAUGGCUCGUUCCGCCAUACAUUACACCAGGUUGGUGGCGCAUCAUCCACGACAGUACCGAGAUGGCAAUUCUUGCGUUUCACAAGCUGAAAAGGAUGUCAUUUUUGAAAAUUGCCUCAAGAUGGCAGAAUAUGCAGACCAUACCCAAACAAAUCCCGACGUGCAACGGUUUAGAUGGCAUACGGUGCACCAUAUGCCUUGGGAUGCAAUGAUCUUCAUGUUGUCUGAGAUGCAUACCCGUACUGAUCUAGAGGAGAAAAGCAAGGUUUGGGAGAUUAUCGGAAAUAUUUAUUCCCGCCAUGUUGGACAAAGGCGCACAAAUGCCGAGUCUCCCCUUCACCUGGCCAUGCAAAAUCUCAUGCUCAAAGCCUGGAAAACUUACACCGAGGAGUGUAACCACCAGCAUCGUGCGCCAACGCUUUGUCCGACCAUAAUACUCGCAUUAAUGGGUAAUUCCGAAGAAGUCACCUGGUCCCAAGCCACGCAAGAGCGAGCAAAUAUUAUUAUAAAAGAACCACAGCAUGGAAUAUCCGAUGGAAGAUCUGACGAAAACAGAGAUUUUGAUUUUCUGUUCCAAGACACCUCGAUAGACUGGAAUGACUGGGAUGGCCUGUUAACUCAAUUCCAGGAAUCGCUGAUGGAUGAUAUGGUGAAUUUUACGACUCAGUGA